AUGACCAAAAAGGGUAGAAGAUCAGACUGUGGCCCGAGGAGGGGAAGACAGGAGAGGUCCGUGGAGGCAGAGGCCCUCAAACCCCUCGAAGAAAUACAGAAGAAACUUCUUUUUGAAGAGAAAUGUUUAAACAAAAAGAAAGAAGAUCUGGAGAUCGAAAGGAAGAAAAUGACCAUCGAGCGGGAAGCCCUGCAGAAAGAGCGCAGUCGGAUGGUUGAGAUGAGGAACGCAUUCUGCUUGGAGAAAGAAAACGUGAAAAAAGAGAGAAAAGCCUUGGAGGAUGAGAAGACAGCGAUGGCCAUCUGGAGAGAGGCCUCCAGGCGGGAGCAGUCUGAGGUACAGAGCAUGAGGGAGGCUUUCCAGCUGGAAAGACAACGCAUGCAGGAAGAGAGAGAAACCUUUGAUCAGAAGGUCAGGGAACAUCUCAUGGUGAUGAGAUCCUUUGAGGAUGAAUAUGAUGACAUGAUCAGUGACAGAGAGGCAUUUCAGAUCGAGAGGGAAGAGAUGGCGAUGAUGAGGAAGGCCUACAUCAGGGAAAAAGCAGGCAUCCAGAAGCUGAGAGAAGAAUACCAGCUGGAAAAAGACCGUUUGGAGAAAGAGAGAAAAGAGUUCAAAGAAGAACAAGUGUCCAAAUUUAGGAGAAGAAGAGCCUUCAAUGCUGAGAAAGAGGCCAUGAAUGAGGAGAGGAAGGUGUGGGAGGCUGAGAAAGAAGAGCUGGAGAAGCUGAGGAGAGCCCUCUGUCGGGAAAUGGAAGACCUGCAGAAGGAGGCCGACAUGAUGCAGAGUAAAAACCUGGCAGAACCAGCACACACACCUUCCCUGGACGCCGCUGCGACCGGAGAUGGAGAAGCGUCGUGUCAGCCAUCCUGCAGCUCUGUUUCCGUCGCCUUGCAGUGA
Salarias fasciatus (jewelled blenny) is the source of this 897-nucleotide messenger RNA. Its product is annotated as trichohyalin-like. The transcript has 2 exons. The record is from RefSeq and is a predicted model, not a curated record. Bases 1 to 897 code for a protein of 298 amino acids. NCBI's taxonomy places the organism in Eukaryota, Metazoa, Chordata, Actinopteri, Blenniiformes, Blenniidae.